Messenger RNA from Diuraphis noxia (Russian wheat aphid), 809 nucleotides. RefSeq lists its product as uncharacterized. NCBI's taxonomy places the organism in Eukaryota, Metazoa, Arthropoda, Insecta, Hemiptera, Aphididae. The record is from RefSeq and is a predicted model, not a curated record.
GUUAACGAGUUACCAAUUUAUAAUUAAUAUACCUUUAUUAUAGGUACGAGUAUUAUACUUUUUAAAACUUGACUAUGGAUGAUUUUUUGCAACUAGUUACUUCGGAUUUUGAACUUAUAGCGAUUAGCACUGGGUUUCGAUUUAAUCAAUACAUUGGAUCUGUGGAUUGGGAAUAUUUGGAAGAAUUCAAUGUUAAUGAUGUGGUUGAAAAAGCUGAUGUAAAGAGUCUGUCAAUGCUUGUAGCCAGUGUUCUUAGUUAUAAUAUUGAGAAAAUGAGUGCAUCUAAGAAAAUAUUCCGUCUUUCACAAUUGAUCAUAGAUUUUUUAUUGCAUUAUAAAAAGCAUUCAAUUUUUAAGUUCAAUGACAAAGUAGAUUCAAUGGCACUUUGUGAGUUGUGUGGAAAGAUGUUUAUAGAUGUGUCUUAUUUAAAAUAUCAUUGUUUCCGUCGACAUAAGCUUAACUCUUGCACUUUUACAAGUUUGCCCGAAAAUGAGCAUKUUGAUAGUUUAAAAUCAGAAAUCUUUCAACUUCAAACUCAAUUAAAAGAAAUUACUUCAAGUUUUGAGGAUAAAUUAAAAAAUUCUAAAAUGUACAUGGAUGAACAUGAUAUAGAUAACUGUAAUUCUGUUCAUAAAAAUAAAUUAUUAUAUCACUUAAUUUCUCAACCAGGUGAUAACCCUAUGCAGAUACAAGAAAUGUAUUGGAAACAAAAAUAUGAAAGCUUAGAAGAAAAUUAUAAUACUCUUAAAAAUGAAUAUGAAAAAAAUCAAAAUUCUUCUAAAUCUGAAACUAAGUUACUUGGUAAUUAG